This is a messenger RNA of Phytophthora sojae, 441 nucleotides long. RefSeq lists its product as hypothetical. Gene Ontology annotation, biological process: DNA repair. Gene Ontology annotation, molecular function: methylated-DNA-[protein]-cysteine S-methyltransferase activity. The coding region runs from base 1 to 441 and encodes 146 amino acids. The record is from RefSeq and is a predicted model, not a curated record. The transcript is spliced from 6 exons. NCBI's taxonomy places the organism in Eukaryota, Oomycota, Peronosporomycetes, Peronosporales, Peronosporaceae.
AUGACGCUUCGCAGCAGCAAGGCGAAGAAGUCGCCCGCCAAGACGGCGAAGCAGCGCAAGCCCGGCAUCACGACCAAGAGCAAGCCCAAGCCCACGCAGCACAUUCUGUGGCGCGGCAAGCAAAUCACCGAGUUCGAAUCGCGGGUGUACGAGCUCAUUUCAACGAUCCCGGCAGGAAAAGUGAGCACCUACGGUGGUGUGGCGGAGGCACUCCACUCUGGCCCACGAUGUGUUGGCCAGGCCCUACGCAAAAACCCAUUUGCGCCUGAAGUGCCGUGUCACCGAGUUGUUGCGGCUUCGCUGGACAUCGGCGGGUUUCAAGGCGCUACUGGAGAAGAAUCGCCUUGCAUCCAGAAGAAGCGGACGUUAUUAGCAAAGGAGGGCGUCCGCUUCACUAAGGAGCACAAGAUCGAUGCUUCCUGUGUCCAUGAGUUCAAGUAA